AUAGUACACCCGAAAUACUCUUCAGUACCUACGGCGUCGUAAACAACCAGCAAUAGUAGAAUUUAUUUUAUUUAUAAUGAAAUGACAGGAAAAGGAAGAAGUACAGUUCGCAGUGAGGUAGAUGAGUGUUUGUUGCAAUGGACAUCAAGAGAAAUGCAACUUGUACGACUUCACGAGGAAAUACUGUCAAGAAGGGAAGCCCUCCUUAAUUGUUCACUAGCCUAUAAUCAGACUCAGAAUACAGGUACAUUAAAUGGUGCUCAAACCUCAGAGCAGGCCUACAUCAGAAAUCAUAGAUUAUUACAGGAUAUAAGAGGAGCAAAAGAAGAAGUUUAUGAUUCGCUCAAUGCAGCACCAACUCCUAGGUUCAUGACACUUCAGAAGAACUACUGGGCCAUGGUGAAAAGCCAGGUACCAAUGUGGGAACAGGAUUUAGGAAUACAGAGACCAAGCAGUGAAAGAGCUACACCCGGAGAUGCUGGAACCAGGCCCAAGACCAAACAUAGCCCAUCUACAGGAACUAAAUCUGUGGGUAUACAGCCCAAGAAAAAACAGACACGGACACAGCAUGACGCUAGACAAAAAUCUACAAAAUCUAAAUAGUCAACAAUUUUAAAGUGGAUUCACAAGGUCAUUUAAAAUGUAUGGAGUUUUAGCUAUUGGAAAAAUACAAGAAAGGGUAAUAAAAUGGUAGAGCUAUUGCACUCACACAUUUGGAUGUGGCAGCCUAAAUGGAUAUUGUUACGUUUUUGUAUGUAAGCUGGUGUCUCAGUAACCAAUGAAACUUCACACUUACAGUGAUAAACAGACUUGCAAUGCAUACAUUACUUUUACUUCUUUUUUUUUUUUUUACAUAAUUAUGCCCCUUUUCCAGCAUGGCAAUUUUUAGUUAAGUUUUUGUGUGUUAUCUGGUGUCACAGUAGCCACUGAUGAGAAUGGAUUUAAACUUCACAGACUUGUUCACUGUGAUGAUCUGACAUGCUCUGCACAUGUUCCAUAACUCUGCUUUGCAUUUUUUCUUAAAUACAAUGUAUGGUGUAUGUAUUUGAAGAAUGUACUUCAAGCUGGUAGAAUAGUUCAAACAUGAUUGUUGGUGACAUAAUUAUGAUAAUAGAAGGUAAAAAAGUAUUGAUACUAGUAAUUCAUUUGAGAGGAAUGAAGAUAAUUAUAACCUAGUGUUCUUAUUUUUCAAAAGAUAUUGGUAAUGAAACAUACACUGUAAAAUCUGAAAUAUGUAAAUAUUGCAAACUGGGUGUUAUUUGUGUUUUUUUUUCACAGUUCAAUAGUUAAAAGUGACAAAUUAAGAACUCACAGUUUGAUAUAUGUUAUAUUUUAGGUGCUGUUGCUUGUUGAUAUACAAAACUGUUUUAAAUUUUUAUUUUUGAAUGUAUUAAACCAGUGUGUGACUGUGUCACAUUUUUCACAAAUAUUCACAAAAUUUAAACCAUCACAAAUGUUUGUAAAUAUUUUUGAAAAUAAGUCUGUAAUGUAAUUUGCACCAGUUGAAAUAUGAAGAAAGCAUAAAUAUUCGAAAAAUUAAAUACUUAAAGGUUUUAGUCAAAGUUAAACUGUUUUGAAAUCUGUCCUGUCCAGUAUUGUACUGAAUUAAUUGUAUAGGUUCUUGAAUUUUGUAAGCACUAUUGCAAAUUUCUCCUUUGUCUCUGAUUCUAUCUAUCUAAACUGUCUAUCUAUUGCAUAAUUGAACCACUUGUAAUUAGGAUCCCUUUAUCUUAGGAUAUUGUGAUAUACAUGUAUAUGUAAUAUUUUGAACUGUACCUCAUAUUACUGUGUAAUCUUGUUUAUAUUGUGUUCAAUGUUAUAAUAAUUGUUAUAAUUUUACUUUUAGUUAGCUAUAUUGGGCACUUACCAGAAUGUAGUUUAGCUUGCCGGAGUCAAAGACUCACAGUGAGCUUGUAGUAUAGGUGGGUACACUGGCAUACAUCUGGCAUAAACAUUUUUUCUUUGAAAGAAUAAAUAGAUCUUCAUUAUACUUGGACUGUAGCAGGGCUCCGGAAAUUUUGAUAACUCAAUCGGUCCGAAACGAAAAUCCUGACAUCGGCGCUACCCCACCCACCGCAUUCCCAAUAUUACAUAUUUUGUAAAACGUGAUAGGGUAAGAAAUAAGCAUGUCAUGCAUUAAAACUGAGUUACCAGUCACCGCGCGUUACCAUACAAUGAAGACAGUUAUUCGGUGUUAUGUGUGAUCGUUACUUUGUUUAAAUUUCGAUGUUUUUCCGAGAUAAUACGAGGCAUUGACACCGUGUGCGUAACUAGUCUAAAAGCCAACGCACGUGACUUCGAUACCGUAUACACGGCAGAUACUUUGUGAUGUUUCCUCAUUCUUUGACGGAAUUCUAUAAAA
Molecule: messenger RNA, 2362 nt
Organism: Mercenaria mercenaria
Lineage: Eukaryota; Metazoa; Mollusca; Bivalvia; Venerida; Veneridae
Exons: 4
Coding region: 82-603 (173 amino acids)
Source: RefSeq, a predicted model, not a curated record